Corythoichthys intestinalis (scribbled pipefish) is the source of this 1422-nucleotide messenger RNA. It is a transcript of the gene rab6ba, whose product is annotated as RAB6B, member RAS oncogene family a. Gene Ontology annotation, molecular function: GTPase activity; GTP binding. The transcript is spliced from 8 exons. The record is from RefSeq and is a predicted model, not a curated record. Gene Ontology annotation, biological process: vesicle-mediated transport. Lineage: Eukaryota; Metazoa; Chordata; Actinopteri; Syngnathiformes; Syngnathidae. Bases 278 to 904 code for a protein of 208 amino acids.
CUCCUGUUCGAGACGCGAGAGGGAUGGGAAAGAGUACCCCCACACCCACGACCGGGAGGAAGCGUUACGGACGGGUUUGUGGCGACUUGUCACCGUCACAAAGUGAAAGCGUUUAAGAAAGACAAAAGAGGAGACAGCGACGAAGAGGAGAAUUUUAACAACAACCGACGCCUUUUCCUCCCUCUCUCCGGCAUCUUCAUCAGUGUCCGACAGCAGCGAAAGCCAAAGAGUCCUCCUCCGGCGCCCACUGGCCGCCCUUUUCUUCCUCUUCGUCAACAUGUCCGUGGCCAGUGACUUUGGAAACCCUUUAAGGAAAUUCAAACUCGUCUUUUUAGGAGAACAGAGUGUGGGCAAGACAUCGCUGAUCACUCGCUUCAUGUACGACAGCUUCGACAACACGUACCAGGCGACGAUCGGAAUCGACUUCCUUUCCAAAACCAUGUACCUGGAGGACCGGACGGUGAGGCUGCAGCUGUGGGACACGGCGGGACAAGAACGCUUCAGGAGCCUCAUCCCCAGCUACAUUCGCGACUCCACGGUGGCCGUGGUCGUCUACGACAUCACCAACUUGAAUUCCUUCCAGCAGACGUCCAAAUGGAUUGACGACGUGAGGACGGAGAGAGGAAGUGAUGUCAUCAUCAUGCUGGUGGGCAACAAAACAGACCUGGGGGACAAGAGGCAAAUCAGCAUAGAGGAAGGUGAGCAGCAGGCAAAAGAGCUCGGCGUCAUGUUCAUCGAGACCAGCGCCAAGACGGGUCACAAUGUCAAGCAGCUCUUCCGCCGCGUGGCUUCUGCUCUUCCCGGUAUGGAGAACGCGCAGGAGGCCAGCAAAGAAGGCAUGAUCGACAUCAAGUUGGACAAACCACAAGAGUCGCAGACGAGCGAAGCCGGCUGCUCUUGUUAAUAGCUCGUUGAAACAAAGUCACGUUCACCCGUAACCCUGCCCCCCUCCCUGACACACUAAUGUUGUGGCUUCCUAUUGGUUAACAUCCCGACUGCUGGUCAGUGCUUCCCUGGAACUGAAGCUGCCAAAAGCAAACAAGUUUACUUUAAUUUUCUUAUCUUUUUUUUUUAAACGCCCUGAUCAAGUCCUCAUUUCACUUUGGUUUUGUAUUUUUAUAUUCAGGGACAAUUCUAUCCCCAAACGUCUCUCCUUCCUCCAUAUUAACCUUUUUAGCUUACUUUGAGUUAAGAACUAUAGAGGCUUAUUGCCAGAUCAGCACUUUCUUUGUUGUUGUUGUUGUUGUUUUUAAUUGAAAGCGGGUUCUAUAGAUGGUUCUUUGUAUUUAUUCCUGGUGAAUAGGGACCCUGGUGUCCAUGUAUCAACAUUUGAUGUGAGCACUGAGGGGGCCACAGGGACCACCACUCUCCUCUCACUAACUGUACAGAGCACAUCUUCAUUAAACGUCUUAUUGCCAACUA